UCCACACACAGUUCAGGUCCUGUGAGGACCCCUGGUGUCCCUCCAGGCAGCUUUUACUAUACGAGUUCAAGCAUUCACACAGUUUGCCUUCUCCCAAUUAUCCACAUAGAGGCGCUGUUUCCUCGUAAUGUCCAUACUCAUGUGACCGCCGUGGAGAGGCGGGGUUAUAAUGUAACAAUUUAGGUGCUACAGUGCGACCAACAAAGUGUCCGUGAGAACUGAGCGCAUCUGUUCACCGUUGCGCUCUUCUUUCCUCUCGUCGCGGAUGUAGACGAGCAGAACACCUCGGACAUCAAAUGACAUUUGUUCCGGAGACGCCGCCAGAGGGGACGGGACCGAAUCUCUCCAGAUUCAUAUGAGGCUGAUGUAUGCUCCCAGUGAGGAGACUACUGUCUUCAGGAGCCACUUCACACCUCCCCUCCAUCUCCUCCACCAUCUCCUCUUCCUUUACACAGGGGCAUGCCUUCUGAACCCAGUCUCAGCAGUAGGGAGAUGCUGACAGGACAGAGGCUCUGUCAGUCAAAGUCCCACCAGGACUCGGUCCUUUCUGCCCUGAACCAGCAGAGGAAGGAUGGCUUGCUGUGUGACGUCACCCUGGUCGCUGGUGAGCAGAAGUUUCACGCCCACAAAGCCGUCCUGGCAGCAUGCAGCGAUUACUUUAGGGCUAUGUUCAGCUUGUGCAUGGUGGAGAGUGAGGCAGACGAAGUGACACUGCAAGGAGUGACCAGUGUUGGACUGAAGCACGCGUUGGACUUCGCCUACACUGGACAGAUCCUGUUGGAGCCAGCAGUGAUCCAGGACGUCCUGUCUGCAGGAAGCCACCUUCAGCUGCUGGAGCUGCUCAGCCUCUGCUCUCACUACCUCAUCCAGGAGCUGAGCAGCAUGAACUACCUGGAGCUGUACCGUGUGGCCGACCUCUUUCAUCUCCCGGCCUUGGAGGAGGCAGUAGUGGGCUUCCUGGUGCAGCAUCUGUCUGAGCUGAGCCAGAGCCGGCAGGACGAGGCCCUGCAGCUGCCCUACCGCCUCCUCAGGGAGGUGCUGAAGAGCGACCGCCUCACCUCCCUGAGCGAGGAGGAGAUAUGGAAGUUGGUGGUUUUGUGGCUGGAACAUGACUGUCGCUACCAGUACACCGAGGAUCUACUCCAACACAUCCGCUACGGCCUGAUGGAUGUUGCCACUCUGCAUCACCUUGCCCACAGUCACCCUCUGGUGCAGUCCAGCCCUACUACUGCAGCACUUGUGGAAGAAGCCCUGGACUACCAUCAUGCCACCUUUGCACAGCCGCUCUGCCAGUCAGCGCGCACAAGGCCUCGUUUCCAGUCUCUCACUCUUUACAUAGCUGGUGGGCGCAAGCGGGAAGUAAGCAGGGUCAGAGAGCUGCGGUACUUCAACCCGGCUGCACAGGAUCAUGUACGUGUUGGGGGUGGGUCCAACUGGAGCGAGCUGGCGCCCAUGCCUACUGGGCGCAGCCACCACUGUGUGGCGGUGAUGGGAAACUUCCUGUUUGUUGUGGGUGGGGAGGUGGAGCAUGCCACCGGGAGGACAUGUGCAGUAAGGACCGCUUGUCGAUAUGACCCCAGGGGUAACUGUUGGACUGAGAUUGCCCCCAUGAAGGCCUGCAGAGAACACUUUGUUCUGGGUGCACUGGGUCAGUACCUGUACGCGGUGGGAGGUAGGAACGAGCUGAGGCAGGUGCUGCCGUCUGUGGAGCGCUACUGUCCCAAAAGGAACAAGUGGAUGUUUGUCCAACCAUUUGACCGCUCACUGUCCUGCCAUGCCGGCUGUGUGGCAGACGACCUGCUCUGGGUCUCAGGCGGGGUGACAAAUACAGCUCAGUACCAGAAUCGACUUAUGGUGUAUGAUCCAGAACAGGACCAGUGGUUGGCCCGCAGUCCCAUGUUGCAGAGACGAGUUUACCACGUCAUGGCUGCGGUGAGGAGGCAGCUCUACGUGCUGGGUGGAAACGACCUGGACUACAACAAUGACCGCAUCCUGGUCCGACACAUCGACUCCUACAACAUGGACCAGGACCAAUGGACGCGCUGCUCCUUCAGCCUCCUCACGGGUGGGCAAAGUCAAAACGAGUCCGGAGUUGCCGUCCAUGAUGACAGGAUCUAUGUGGUUGGAGGAUACUCCAUUUGGACUAAUGAGCCUCUGGCGUGCAUCCAGGUGUUGGAUCUGAGCACAGAGGGAAAGGAAGAGGUUUUCUACGGGCCAACACUGCCAUUUGCCUCCAAUGGAAUAGCAACUUGUUUCCUUCCUGCCCCUUACUUUACCUGCCCCAACCUACAGACUCUACAAAUACCCCAUCACAGAAUAGGUGCUGUUUAACCAUGAACACAAAACAAGAUGAUGGAGGGGAAUCAACUCCGCUCUGGACCAUCACUGAGACUGACACAAAUGUAUCAGAUCAUAGUCAUUAUUGGGGAGCCUGCAAUCUCUGUCACACAAAUGUGCUGGGAUUUCUUUGAGACCCAAAUGUAAUAAAAAAUACUAUGCUAUUCUUUGAAGCCAUGUUUUCCUGCAAGCUUCUGGGAAACUGAAGAACAAGUAUAUCUCAAUACUGCAUAUCUGUUGUAAGUCCCCGAGGACAGAAGCAACAUUUACGAUGACAAAGAGUGAAUAUAAUUCCACAAGAACACGUUGCAGCAACGACCAAUCCAAGGAAGUGGUAAGCAGACACAUCUAUGAGUCUAUGCGUUUAAGAGAUUCCUUUUUACAACCUGUUAUAGGGCUGUCAGAGCUAAAAUCACUGCAGAACAUUUCUACCAAAGCUCUAUAAUUGCUCUAUAAUCAGCCUGAAAAAUAUGUUGGGCAUAUUUUUUCAAUAUAUAGAGGACAACACCGGUUGUGUCAUUAAAUUGCAUGUGCUUUGAAAUUACAAGUUGGUUUAAGAAGUAUCAGUUGAGGGAGGCCAAAGCUCAUCAGUGCAAAAAUGACCAUAUUAUUUUAUAGAAUUGAAGUAAGGUAAAAGAAAAUGACUUGACUUCCCUUUAUCAGCGAUGACACUCUGCUGUAUGUGAGUAUGUUAUCUACCUGUGUGAGAUUUCUGUCAUGCUCAGGACCUAAGACUGUUUAUGUGCAAUAUGAAUGUCUGGUCAUUGUCAUCAUUCAGAAGAUAUCUGUUGAGUUUAUUCUAAAGUGGAAAGAACAUGUGAUCCCUGAACUUCACCGUCUGUUCAAAUCAACACAUCUGUAAGAAUACAUGACAGAUUUUCAAAAUAAAGGCGCUACAUUAAUGAAA
Messenger RNA from Notolabrus celidotus (New Zealand spotty), 3244 nucleotides. RefSeq names its product kelch-like family member 32 (gene klhl32). The coding region runs from base 460 to 2331 and encodes 623 amino acids. Lineage: Eukaryota; Metazoa; Chordata; Actinopteri; Labriformes; Labridae. Gene Ontology annotation, molecular function: protein binding. The transcript has 11 exons. The record is from RefSeq and is a predicted model, not a curated record.